Molecule: messenger RNA, 1740 nt
Organism: Ictalurus furcatus (blue catfish)
Lineage: Eukaryota; Metazoa; Chordata; Actinopteri; Siluriformes; Ictaluridae
Gene: cfd
Product: complement factor D (adipsin)
Exons: 5
Coding region: 64-816 (250 amino acids)
Biological process (GO): proteolysis
Molecular function (GO): serine-type endopeptidase activity
Source: RefSeq, a predicted model, not a curated record
ACAGCCAAGACUAUAAACAUAUUCAAUCUUGAGAAGGCAGUGGGCAGAAACGAGUCAUUCAGUAUGGGUUCUCUUCAAGUGAUCAUUGCUUCAGCUCUCUUCUAUGUAUUACUACCACCUGGCGAAUGCAUCACAGGUGGCAAGGAAUCUACACCACACUCCCGUCCCUACAUGGCCUCACUGCAGCUGGAAGGCAAACACAAUUGUGGUGGAUUUCUGAUCUCCAGUCAGUGGGUUAUGAGUGCUGCACACUGUUUCCAGGAUGGCAUUAAAUAUAAGGUGGUGUUGGGUGCUCAUUCCCUAUCUCAGGCAGAGGACAAAAAGCAAACGUUUGAUAUGGCUGCUGUCUAUAACCAUCCUGAUUACAACAAAGAGAAUUACGAUAAUGAUAUUGCUUUGGUCAAGCUAAGUCAGCCAGUCACAGAGAGCGAUGCAGUGAAGCCUCUGAAGUUCCAGAGAGCAGGGGGGAGUGAUCCUGAUACAAAUGUUGCUGUGGAAACUGCUGGGUGGGGCUCACUGGACAACCUGGGUAGCCGGCCAGACAAACUGCAUGAGGUGACUGUUGCUGUUAUAAAGAGUUCGAUCUGUGGUCGCAGUAACUCCUAUGGGGAAUCCUUUACAACAAAUAUGCUCUGUGCUGGCAAACCACGCAAGGACACCUGCGAUGGUGAUUCUGGUGGUCCUCUGCUAUAUAAUGGCAUUGCUGUGGGAAUAACCUCAAAUGGAGGGAGGAAAUGUGGUUCCACCAGGAAGCCCGGACUCUACACCAUUAUAUCACAUUAUGAUGAUUGGAUCACCCGCACUAUUACCCAGUAACAUGACCCAGCAGUUUGACUCAUAAAAUGAGCCAUUUUAAAAAAUAAAUAUAUAAAUCAUAUUACUGCUUGUAGGCCUCAUUUUACUCUAACUUUGAAGCAGAUUAACUUUAAUUUCAUCUAUCCAGCCUAUCUACACUGUUUAUUGUAGUUUGUGGUCUUUUGCUUGUUGUGAUGUCACAGAGGCUAUGCACCACUCUAGUCUUUAAGGGUGUGACAGGUUACUUGCUUUAGCUCACCAGUAUACAGUAUUCACAUUGUUCUUUUUGAAAGUUAAACAGUUUUUUUUUUUUCACAACUAAUAUAUAAGUAUAAUGUGUUUAUUCAGACUUUAUACCAGAAUAGAAAGUGUUUUCACACAACAGCAGAUUCCACAUGUAAAUGUUUCUUGUAGCAUCAAUGCUAAACAUUUUGCUAGCUCUCUUUUGUCAUAAGGUUUAUCUUACAAAUGUGAAAUGAUCCCUCUGUAGGCAGAUAUCACAGAAAUAGCGGGAUGAAUUCUGAAGUGUAUACAGUUAUACUUUCUGCUCAGAGUCAGUCAAAUGCUGCAAAACUGAUGGGACGGCGCAGAUGGCAAAUGACACAAAACAUACAGUGAAAGCAACCCAAGACCUUCUUAAGGCAAAGAAAUUAAAUGUUCUUAAACAUCUGAUGAUCUCAACCCAAUUGAACAUGCUUUUCACUUACUGAAGACAAAACAGAUGGCAGAAAGACCCACAAACAAGCAGCAACUAAAAAUGGCUGUAAUAAAGACCUUACAAAGCCUCUCAAGGGAGGAAACUCAUCAUUUGGUGAUGUUGAUGGGUUCCAGACUUCAGGAAAUCAAAGUAUUUGCAUCCAAGUAUUAAAAAUAAUCCUGAUAUUUAUGAUUAUGUUAGUUUGUCCUAUUACUUUUGAGCCUGUGAAAAUUUUUUUUUUUUUUUUU